UCCAAGGGGCUCGUAAUCGUUCCCAAAAUCGUUCCUUUUGUGACAUUUUUGCGAAACGUCCACCGCGUUUCCUAGUGGAAAUUAUUCUAAAAAAUCACAUUAGGGCAUGGUCGAUAAAGUUUUACCGUCGAAAACCCGUGAUAUAAAAUCUCUCACCGUGGUUAAGUUUUUUCGUGCCAAGUGCAACUAAACUAUCAAGAUUCCGCCGAUAAUUCAAAGCCUACCCAGUGGGUGGCUUAAUUUGGGAGCACCGGGUGAGUCCGGCGCAGCUGGCAGUGCCGGGCGCCACGCGCGCACUAGCCCGUCCCCCGCGCCCCGCCCGCGCCCCGCGCAGCGCUGCUGGCGCCGCGCGCUCAACGUCGACCCGCCUUGGCUGCGGCGCGCGCCCGCUCGCUGACACAUCUCUCACCCGAUCACCAGCUGACACUUGUGGACUAGCGCUAUCGGGCCUCUGCCACCGGGCUCCGAGAACACCUGACACCGCCCCUCUCCGCACCGCCGCUCGCCCCCCCUCUCGCAGCAUAGCCGACUGACUCGGCCUCGGCGUCUGCCGAGGCUCAGGGCCCGUCGGAGGACUACUAGCCAGCCCCCAGACUAACGCUUACCCGAGCCUAGCUCAAGGUCAGGAACUUUAGUCAAGUGGACUCGACGCUCGUCAAGAUCCCAGGCAUAAUGAAGGUCGUGGAAGAGGAGCAGCAGGUGGUCGUGAUGGAGGGCCCCUGGAGCCCCGUGGACGUGAUCCGCGACAUCGUGGACGAGGGCUCGCAGGAGGACCCCUUCUACGUCAUGGACCUGGGGGAGGUCGUGGCGCGGUUCCGCGAGUGGAAGGAGCUGAUGCCCAGAGUUGAGCCAUUCUAUGCGGUGAAGUGCAAUGAUGACAAGCUGAUGGUCAGCACGCUGGCCGCGUUGGGCGCCGGCUUCGACUGCGCCUCCAAGGCAGAGAUCCAGCUCGUUACAUCCCUCGGAGUGGGCCCCGAUCGCAUAAUCUUCGCAAACCCCGCCAAACCCGCGUCUCACAUCCGCUAUGCGAGCGCCGCCGGAGUCACCACCAUGACCUUCGACUCCGAGACCGAGCUGAUGAAGAUCAAGCAGUACAUGCCGCACGCUCAGUUGGUCGUCCGCAUCCGCUGCGACGCAGCAUCCGCGCAGUGCCCGCUCGGCAUCAAGUUCGGCUGCGACCCCGUCGCCGAGGCGCCGCGCUUGCUCAAGAUCGCUGCUGUUAUUGGCCUUAACGUGGUGGGCGUAUCCUUCCACGUGGGUUCCGGCGCGCAAGAGAUGGGCGUGUACGCGCGCGCCAUCCAGUACGCGCGCACACUGUUCGACACGGGCGACGCCGCGGGGCACACCAUGUACCUGCUGGACAUCGGAGGCGGCUUCCCGGGCAACAGCGGCACUUCCAUACGCGAGGUGUCGCAGGUGAUCAACGCAGCGCUAGAAGCGCAGUUUCCGUCCCGCUCCGUGCGCGUGAUCGCGGAGCCGGGCCGGUACUUUGCUGCCGCGGCCUACACCCUCGCGGCCAUGGUGCACGCCACCAGGCAGCUGCCGGCCAGGGAGGGCGAGAGUGCGGAGGAGGCGCACACGAUGUACUUCAUCAACGACGGCGUGUACGGCUCCUUCAACUGCGUGCUGUACGACCACCAGCAAGUGCACGCCGAGCCGCUAGAGGAGUCAUCAGAGCGUCCUCAGCAGUGCUCAAUCUGGGGCCCCUCGUGCGACGCGCUGGACUGCGUGCUCCCCGCUUACUCGCUUCCCCCGCAGCGCACGGGCAACUGGCUGGUUUUCAAGGAUAUGGGCGCUUAUACUAUCCCGGUAGCUUCGCCCUUCAACGGCUUCCCCACUCCGAAGGUCCGCGCUGUUCUGGACAAGCAUUUGUGGACGAUGCUGGAAGACCUGUGGCCGCUCACGGGUGCUCACUUCUCGUUCGGCCGCAUCCCGCAGACGCCGCCCCCCUCCCCCGACCCGGACUCGGACGGCGCCUCCCCCUCGUCCCCCCUCUCCCCGGCGGGCCCCGCCCCCCACCACGCGGUGUUCGUAGAGUGCGCGCUCAAGUGACCGCGAGAGAAUAUGUGCGACACAUACGCAGACCGGAGGGGCGCAGUCGUUAGACAUGGAUAAUGGCGUACUAUUCGUUUUUUUUUUUACUUUUUUUUUUUGAUUGUAUUAACACUAUUGCACAAUUUAUUACAUUGUAUUAUCUAUUUAUGUUGUAUAGAGGGAAAGGCUUAAAGCAUAGGCUUAAGGGAAAAUAUUCAUAGGAGUCGAAACGAGCGGGCGAUUAAAUGACCGACUGCUGUUAAAUAAUUAAAUAUCAUUCCUAACUUACACGUAUGACGCAUCGAGACUGCCAUUUAACCGGUGGUCAUUUAACCGCCUGGGCGUGUCGACAAUAAAUAGAACAUUUGAAAAAUUGAAGCAAACCUCAUGGUUGUCGUUUAGCGGCCGAAAUUAUUAUUCAGUCUAUUUGUAAACUUUCA
Molecule: messenger RNA, 2474 nt
Organism: Maniola jurtina (meadow brown)
Lineage: Eukaryota; Metazoa; Arthropoda; Insecta; Lepidoptera; Nymphalidae
Product: ornithine decarboxylase 1-like
Exons: 12
Coding region: 673-2052 (459 amino acids)
Cellular component (GO): cytoplasm
Molecular function (GO): ornithine decarboxylase activity
Source: RefSeq, a predicted model, not a curated record